This is a messenger RNA of Porites evermanni, 13223 nucleotides long. The record is from the annotation of a GenBank genome assembly. Lineage: Eukaryota; Metazoa; Cnidaria; Anthozoa; Scleractinia; Poritidae.
GCUUUCAUCUUCACAGAUCUAACAGACAGUAGCAGUUUUGAUAAAGCAAAGUAUUGGGUUGGUCAACUAAAAUCUGCUGAGCCCGUAAGUUCCAAGUUGAAAAAACUAGACUCCAUCUUCAAGACCUUUUUACUCUUGACUUGGUAUUACUAGUAAUAGUUGACACUACAGCUGUGUAGCUCUUUGAAAUAUAUGUUAUGUUUCAAUUUUAUCCUUGGUUCAAAUUUCAUUUUCUUUUGUUUCAAAUGCAUUAUCAUAUUAUUACUAUACAUUGCCAUACCUGAAAACAAAAGAGCACAAAAUUUGUACCAAGGAUAAAAUUGAACCACAACAUAUACCAGUUCACAUUGAAGAUUUUCACACAUAACUGUAACAUGCAAUAUGUGAGAUAAGGCAGGAAACGCAAGGUCAAUUCAUGCAGCUUUGAUCAAAACACCCUUGGUGUUUCUUGAAUUUUUUCAAAAUACUUUGCUUUAAAAAAACUUUAUGGUGAGCUAGCGUGCAAAAAGUACUUCUAGGCACUUUACCUACACUGUGAAAAUGUAGCCUCUGCUCGCAGGAUAUAGUAAUCAUCCAUUGUUCUGUUGAUAAGCUACAAAUGCUUGAUUUGUUUUUAUUGUUCGCUUUGGAAAACUUGCUUGUUUGUGGAUUGAGCCCCAAAGUGAUUUGUGUCUGACAAAUUUAAAUGGUUUCCAAUCAAAGAUUUGUAAAUAUCAUCUGUAGUGAAUUUUCACUUAUUACAUGUAAAGACCCUUUUAAACUGUUUAAUUUUCUUUAUUGCUGUCACUGUUACUGUUAGGAUUGCAAGAUUUAUCUUUGUGGAACUAAACUAGAUUUGAUAGAAGAAGCCAGACAACCAAGAGAAGUUCAAAGCAAAUCUAUCACAAAUUAUGGCAGAGGUUAGUUAAAACAUUAACUAACUUCUACACUAACUUCAAUUAUGGAAAUUCUGACUACUGUCACUGUUUCCACACUUUAUUCUGCCUUGUCUUGUUAUACUGACUUAAAGUUAUUUGUGUAUCAGUUAAUUUACACUUGUUCAUUUUUUGUGCCUGUAGAAAUUGGUGGAGAUGUAUUUGAAACAUCCAGCAAAAGAGGCUACAAUGUUGGUAAGUUGUUGGUACAUAAUUUGUGGCGUUAAAAUAAAUUUCUAAAACUAAAACAUUGUAAAAAUCCAAGUGAAAGACAUAUUUUUUUAACAAACAUAUUUCUCAUCACUAUCCUGUUAUUUUUCGUUUUUAUCAGACAAAGUUUUUGAGAAAAUAGCAGAAGAUUUUAUGAAAAAUAAUAAAAUGCAAGCAUCAGGUAUGUGACUUAUCACAAUCAAAAGCAACUAAAUUAGAUACUUAUUACCAGUAACUAUAGUCCUAGCAGAUACACUCUCGUCCAACACUUACCAUAGAUUAUAGGUUUUAAGCCCUACAAAGUAGGUUGAAAUAUUUCAAAACAGGCUUAUUACAAAUAAAAUUAAUGUUUUAAUAUUUUCUCACCACAUAAAACAAAAAUUAAAACUCAGAUUUGACUGUAAGCAGUAUACUACAAAACAAAAUAUAUAUUAGAUACUUAUACCGGUAGCUGCACUACAUGUGAUGUCACUUUUGUGUUUCAUAGUUGAUACUCUAGAACUUUUAAACUUCUCUUUUCAUCUUGUUUAUAGGACCAAAAGGAGAUUUGCAGCUAGAGAGAUCAACAGCUAAGAAGUCUUGCUGCUAACAAAGCCAGGAUGAAAUGCUGGACUGCAAAAGGCAAAGGGGGUCCCUGUGGCAUGAUCUGGUGAAACAGGAAACCCAGAUCAAACCACUGUCGUGUAACAUGAUAAGUUGUGAAAAGAGACUUAAAAUACUUAUAUAUAAAUAUCUUAGAUUAUCUUUGAAUUAUGUUUUUAAAAUUUGAAAAUUUACAUCAAAUUACCAGUACUACUGCAAUACAAUAUAGUCUAAUCCCGUUAUUACGGACUUCAAGAGGGCCAUAUAAAGUAUCCAUUUUAAGCAAGUUGAAUUUAGAGAAAAUCUAAGGGCUUUCUUUCCCCAGGGACAAAGCAAACUGUCCAUAAUAAUGGGAUUGUAUUGUUGGUUUUUACUUAAAUGAUUUUAGCUUUUUGGUAAUUCAAGAGAACAGCCUUCUGUCAUUGCACAAAAUAUCUCCACUUGUCUAUUGGAAUGUUUUUAUUUAUGUCGAAGGAUAAACAGUUUCUUGCAGGAAUAUGCCAAUUUUUUUAGUUUUCCACAGAAUUUUAUCGAAAUCAUAGCUGCUACAUUAUAGAAAUGUGGCAUAUCAAGAUAGAAGAAGAGAUGCCACAAAAACAUCACUGAUUAAGACAUUCAAUUCAAAAAUUGUUGUAUUUGUAUUUUUAUUAUUUAUGCGUUUAAAUCCUAGUUACUGAGUUAAAUGUUGAGUAUGAGUUGCUCUUGGUCAUGUCUGAAAGUUGGCAGGAAAAUUUCCCACAUUUUUUUUCAAAUCUGGGAAAGGGAAGUUACACUUAAGUCCAAAAAUAGCACAGUUCUUUUUACGUAUAGAUUUUCCAUGGUGUAUUAUGAAAACUAUCUAGCCUUCUUAGAGGUAUGUCUAAAACUGGAGGAAAAAUUUUAAUUUCAGUUCUUUGACUUUUAUUGAAUUAGCCUGCAUAGCAUGGCGGUUUUGGUUGGUCGCACUAAAUAAUAAAGGUGGGCGAGGUUAGAGAAAGUGCAACCGCUCGUUCGUGCGCACUUUGCGCAUGUUUUUGCAGCUUUGCCGCUCAGUCGUGCUCCCAAUGAAACCGCCAUGCUACACAGGCUAGUAAAUAAAAUUCAUAGGACUUAAAUUUUAUCUAGGACAAGUAGGACUGAUUGGGGGUAAAAUAGGUUUUUGUUGUUGUUGUUUCUCUACUUCUUAAAGGUCAAGUCAGGCCUCUAGGAACUUGUGAAUGAAGUAUGGAGAAUUCGGUUCUAAGUUAGUUUUUCUCGUAAUGUAUUAAAGUGUCAGGUAAACUGCAAAUGGUGCUAUUUAAUUAACAGGUGGGGUGCGUCCACCAUCCAAAACAAUUGGAGUCGACAGCAGCCCCCCCCCUCUUCCUACUUCCUGGUUAAUGUGAGGCAAAUUGUAACUGUGGGUUAGAAGAUUUCUAUCCAACUUUUGUGUCCCAGUUUACAAAAAGUUUGUUUGUAUUUUUUAUAUAUAUAAGGAAUGUUAUUAUAUUAUGAUAUCCAUUCAAAUUAGUGAGUCUCUAUAACAUAUAUAAUAUAUCUAUAUAUACUAUAUAUAAAUUAUUGUAUCCCAUACUCAGCUGCUGCAUACUUAUUAAUAUGUUUGUUAUGUGCUGUUUAGUUAAAGGUAGGCAGGGUUUAGAUGCUAGGCAAUCCUUAGACUCAUGCAAAAAUCUUUAAUAUUAGACUUUUUAGUUAACCUUCGAUAACCUUGUCAAGAAAUGCCAAUGGCUUUUUUUGAUGCAGUAGAAUUUUUUCCUUUCAAAUAAGAAGACAAUCCAGAUUUUUGUCUGUCUUUUUGCUUGUUUGUUUGUUUGUUUUUGUUUUAACACGGAGGCUAAGCCGUUAGUGUUGUCUGUUAAUAAUACUGAAACACUCCUUGAAACAUGUUUGGUGCUCUUUAUACAUCACAAUGGAAAAAAAUUCAAGCCCAGCUUCGCAUAAUUUGUUUUAUUUUUACUGAUGGCUACUGUAGAAAGUAUACCCAUUAAACAACCGUAUAAAGUGUGAUUAUUAAACAUUGAUGAAUUUUCGUUUAUUUUUAUUGAUGGCUACUGUAGAAAAAUAUACCUUCUAAAUAAACUACGUUCAAGAUAUAAAUUGUGAUUAAUCAUAGAGAAUUUUAUUUUUCUUAUCGAAACAAAAACACCAGUUACAAAAUCCCCAAGCUUGAGCGAACACCAAGCAAUAAGUGGAGUGAUGUGCGUGGCUGAACGACGCGUCCACGCCUCUUGGUGUUGUCAGGGUUGUGUGUUCGAGGCCGAAUUUACAAAAUCUCAUGUAGCGAACACUAUUUUAAGGAAUAAGUGUGAUAUGGUAGUUUGCUCCCGCGGUCGACUCUAAUGAAAGUGUGUCUGGCUGUGAAAAACGGUUUGCAAGUUGUCUGGUCUAGGCAGGAGUCCACGGGCGAUUAUUCCAAAGCGCAAACUUCGUCAAAUGUGGGCAAACUCUCCUGAGUUGCCUUCCUAAGAACCAUAUCCAUGCAAGUUCAGACAGCGGAGAAAAAAAAUCGUCGUCACAGGCAACGAAGGAUUACGUGACGAGCAAUACAAGAUUAUCUACGCUAGUGUAUGUACGCCAGUGAGAUGUAUCAGCACCCACCAUCAACCCUCUCCCCCGUCCCCCUCCAAAAAAAAUUCACCCGUGCUAUUACGCUGGCCGGGUUUCAAAUGCGUGGUACACAGCACAAAACGAAGAAAGGAAGCUUACUAUCGUACAUGUGUUCCCCGUAAUCAACCUGAAGAAACCCUUUUAAAACAUCUCAGCUUAAGAGUUUAAAAAAUCUUGAGCUGAGAGCGUUAAUUGUGCCCGAUGAAACUUUAUACCUCCAGACGUCAAAGAUAUGCUAUGCAUUCGCUUCUCACGUGACGAAACAGACAACUUCGGUUUCACUUGAGUUUCAGCUUUCACAUAUCGCGUCCUUGAAACAGUCUGACCUGAUCAGUUUGAGCUUAUAUUUGAGCCUUGACGAGGCCUUAUAACACAACACAAACUGGGAAUAAACUGUUAAAAAGCCGGGAAGUUGUAGUGUAGUCAUUUAAAAAGGUAAGCUCAAAGUUUUCAAUUUGUCUUUUGAAAGAUGUCCACUGUCGCUUCUGUCUUGCGAGUCGCUGCUGCUGAUUUUCAUUGUCGUCUUUAGCCGUUUAGUUUAGUUAACCUUGAGUUUGAUUUCCAGACCACUUCGUUCGUGUGUUUAAAAGAUCAUACUUCUAAACAGCUUACUAUACACGACAUAUACUUUUAUCAUCGAUAAAAAUUGUGAUCAUCAUCAUAUUUGAUCAUGAUGAUGUAAAAGAAUGGUGGAUUAUCUCGGUUUGCCCCAUAAAUAAACCGAAACUUCCGCCCUAGACAUUGCAAAGACUGUAAGUAUUGGCUAUUAGUAUGUGAAUGUUUAAUGAAUGUAAAGUUUGUCCGUCAUUUCUCAUUUUGUCCGGGUUUCAAAACUCUCAACGAGGGCUCCUAAAUAUUAAACCGUGUGAUGUGUGCUUGUUGUCACGCGGCCAUUCACCCAGAGAUGAUUAUAAUUUUUUCUCACACCGAGAAAAAUUCAUUGAAUUAACAGUGGGUAAGGAAUUCCACUUGAAAGGGUCAGGAAUGCUCAUCAAAAAGUUUGAGUUGAAAUCCUAAGGGGACCAAUCUGGACGUGGGUAACACUUUAUUUGACCCUAAAGGAGAGGAUAGUCAGUAGUCAUACCCAGUGUAUGAAGGCAUUUGGUUUUAUUAUAUUUUACAUUUCUUUGCACAUGAACCUGAAAAGUACCUGUAUGGGUAAAAAUAUUGACUUUCUAUCCUGAAUACCCCAAGGAAGAUUGAAAUCCCAAAUUUUCACCCCUAAGUGAGAUAAGGGCUUCUCUGUUCAUUUCAUAUGGGGUACUAAACCCUCCUCCUUCCCUCUUGGAUUCAAAUGUAAGGAGUUGGUGGGCAUUGAUUUGAAACCAAGAAGGCUUCCAUUACAGUAAGUCCUCAAUCUCAGUGAUCUAAACAGAAAAAAAUGGGGGAUUGUUAACAGUCAAGUUUAUUUGCAUUUCCUUUUAAAAUAUGUCACCUUCUAAACUUUUUUCAAUAUAUUUACUCUCACCCUGUUGUUUUUGUUUGAGCAUGUGUCCAUGGAGUCAUUCUUAAAUUCAGAUACUGAAGGGGGCUUACAGUUGAAUGUGCCUUAUGAUGAAACUUUAAACAGUUUGGUCAACUACAAUUCAGAACUUAUCUAUGGUCCCACUUCUUCACAUACACACCCAAGUCAAGGAACUUCUCCAUUGGACAUCAGGCGCAAGCUCCCAACUAAACUGUCUAAAAACCCAAGUUCUUACGAAAAAGAGAUUCGUCAAUUGGUGAUUGACUUAUACUCAGACAAGAAAGUGUCCAAUCAGAAUCUUGACCAAUCAACAAACAUGACAUCUUCAGCUAGUUAUUAUAAGGUACAAGAAAGAGGACAUUCUGUGGUACAAGAGUCUGGGGAUCCUGUGCUGCAAGAGCAAGAGGCUAGAGUUCAUUUGUUGGAAACAACUGCCCAUCCUGUGGUGCAAUUGCCUGAAACUCCUAUAUCACAAGGGCCACCAUCUGAAGGUGCAUCAUUGUGGGGUACUCAGAGAGUGAGUGCCCCUCAGCCCCUUGAUAUCAAACGUGUGACAGAGCCUUCCCAGAACCUCUCAGAAUCUGGCUCAGAGGGGUAUUUUUCCCAAGAAAAUAGUAUUGCAUCAGCAGAAGAGGGUACAAUACAGAGUUUACAGGAGCUACAAAGUUAUUUGGCAAAAUAUCAGACCAGCAAGCAAGGUACAUCCUACAAUGCUAUUGUCUCCUUACUUGCCCCUGCCUCUCCCCACCCCACCAUUUCAUUUGGAGCGCUGACCUUCCCCCCACUUCCUGUCACAUCCAUCCUGUAUUAUAAAAUUCUCUUUGAUAUCUCCAUGCUUCAUAAUCUCUAGGUUUAUUACCUGACUAAUUUCCCCUGAUAAAUAUUACAAGGUAUUAAUUUGUUAAUAGGACAGUAUUAUUUGAUCCUUCAAGUUUCUAAGUGGUGUACCGUAGUAUGGAAAUUUCUUUCUUCUGGAACAAUUUCUUUUGUCAAGUAUUUGCCAAACUGAAGAUUUACAAAUCUCUGCUUAUAUAUUUAGUAAAAGAUUGGCUCUAUUUACUCCUGACAACCCUCUUUGGCUAAUUUAGUGUUAAAUAUCACAAAAUCUUUUCCUCACAUCGUAGAAUUGUCCUCCAGAAAUGUCAGCUUCUCCUCAGACAUGACGACUCCAUUAUUUGAUGACUCUGGGAUACAUCUUGAGUUUACGCUGCCUUUUGACACAGACAUACCUGAGGAAGGGGCUUUGCAUAACAAUAGUGAUGGACAGAGAGAGACAGAGGCCUGCCUACGACCUUCUUUCUUUUUCACAAAAGAUGAAGAGAGUGAACCAGAUAUUUCACUGUUGGAAAUGUUUCAAGGCUCACAGAGACAAGGAGACGGAGAAAAUGGUGUCAACAAAAAUCUGGCGGCAAGGGACGGUCAAGCAAACGAUCUUGUUCCUUCCAAGGAGGACAUCCCAAGAAAACAGAUAUCUGGUUCCAGUCAUGUUCAGAAUUUCCCUGCUUUACAGAUCCCUGAAAAUGAAUAUGAAAAUAAGCCCCUCUGGUAUGGUCAUGAAAAGAAGGCGGAACUUGCAGUCACAGAGAUGGGAACAAGGGUGCAGAUUCCAGACACGGCUCAAUUUGCUGUUCCAAGUUCUGGAGAUAAUAAAAGUGUCUUUUCGUUGGAAAACGUGCAACUUCCAAAGUCUCUAAAAGAUCGUGAAAGCAGGGCGGAUCUUGAAGCCACAGACGGUAUAUUAGCAAUGCAGAGACCAUUUGUGAGGGAAAGCUGUCAUGAGUUUGAACUUCAGCGCGCGGGUUUGGAAGGAAAAUUGGAAUCUCUACAAGAGGAGUUUGCUAAUGUUUUAGAAGAGAGGAAGAGGCUUCAGUUAAGACUCCAGGCAUUGGAGGCCAGACUUAAGGAUGAGGUACAGAAAGCGCGAGAAACCAAACCAACGGCGGUAACGCUAGUUGACGAACUGCGAAAAAAUAAGGCUGAGCUGGAAAACCAGCUGAUGAAAUUACAGAGUGCUUACGAAGAAAAAAGCGAUGGGCUUACUGCGGCACUUGAGCGCUUGAAGACAGCUGGUGGAACUAUUCAGACUCUGAAACAAAAGGUGUCGAUAUUAGAGGAAGAAAUAUGUCAAAGAGAAAAAACGGUGACUGCGCUUCAAGCUGAGAUGGAUAGUCUUAGAAAAUUGCUUGAGCAAGCUAAAGACCAGAACGAACAAUUUAGGAAUGAGAAUAAAGCUCUGAAUGCAGAAAUAGCGAGUCUGGUAGAGGCUAAAGAAUGGCUACAGAAGCAGCUUUCUGUAGCUGGAGAAGCGAGGACAAAGAUGCAGCUUGAAGCUAGCGAACGUGAGUCCACGUUGGCAGCGAAAAAUCAGCUGAUUGAGCAGCUGAGAUGUGACAGUGCACGUUCGGCUCAGCAACUUUCAGAACUACAACAAAGCUCCCUCGCAGAGAAGUCGAAUAUUUUAAAGCACAUGGAGCAGGUUGAAGAUAGUGUCAACCAGCAAAAUCUGGCUUUCAAAGAGAUGGAAAUUGAUAAGCAAAGGAUGGAAAGAACUUUAAGAGAGAGAGUCGAGUCACUGACAAGUGAAAACAAGAGGCUUCUUAAGCUUAUUAGUUCAGCUGGGGAAAUUGAGAAAGAACUUGAUGCGGCCAAAAAAGAUGUGGUUUUGAAAGAGGCUUUGCUGGACGCUAUUACGAAAGAAAAAGACGAAAUCAGUCAGCAACUGAAGCUAGCACGUGAUUCCACAGAGGAGUUUAAAAGAAAUAUUAACGAGUUGGAGUCAAAGUUCAACGAAAUUAAACAAGAGCUCAAGACAGCGCAAAAAGACAUAAGCGAAAAGGAGAAGUAUAUUGAGAAACUGAACGAAGAAAAGCGAAUUUUGAAAGAGAAUCUAGAAGUUGCAAACCAGGAACGUGCAGCGUGUGAUAAUGCCAUUCAAACACUGAGGCUGGAUCUUGAGAAAGUUGAUCGUCGAUUUAAGCUUAUGAAGAGGGAACUGACCGCAAAGAAAUGCCAGCUUGAAGAGACAACUCGACAGAAGGAUAGUUUUAUGGGCGAACUGCGCGCUUUAAGAGAGGGUUUGGAGAAUCAAGUUAGCUUAAACGGUGCCAUAAAAGAACAGUUAGCACAGAAGGAGAAACUCAUUGAAGAAUUCCAAGAAAUGAAAGUCGCUCUGGAAAAGGAGAUUGGUAGUUUGAAUCGGCAGAUAGAGUCUGCACAAGACGAGCUCACAAGAAUGGACCACGAGAGAAAUGAGAUCCAGGAAAAACUUCAGUCUGCAGUGAGGUAACCAAGUUAUAAAUAAUGGUUUGCUUAAAGAAAAAACAUGAAAACUAUGAAAAACAUCCUUCAAGGUGGCUCGAUGGGGUUUUUCAGGGUCAAUACUUACCUAAUUUAUCUCGUUUUCGCACGUCCAUACGAAAAUGCUAAACCGACGGAAACCAGGAAACACGUCCACUGGCGAAAACUUUACUGAAAGCGCAUACGUCUUAUGAAAUUUCACGUGAUCGGUAAUAAAACACAAUAGCAUUCCUUACAGAGAAUGCGUAAUGCCAGAAGCACAUGAUGUAUUUUACUCGAUAACCUCCAUUUUCGUCCCACCCCUUGUAAGCAAUUAGCCGGCGUUUUCAAAACUCACACUCUGAAAACCAUCAGGUUCGAAAAACUAAAUUUUUUUGGUGCCCCAAAACGCCGUUUACAUGAGGACAGAAGGCUAAAACGGAGAAAAAAUGCUCGUUUUCAAAAAUAUCCGGAUACUUCUAAGCUGGGCCUUUUUAAUGUCUGCGCGUAAGCUCUUCGAGUGGCAAGGGUUCACGCGCAAUCGCGAGAGACUGAUUUGGGCGGGAUUCUUUGCCUGUCGCUAUUCUCAGGUAGGGAUUUUCAGUGCUGGCAGGCUAUUUACACUGCGAACGUAAUUUAGCUGGACUAGAUGUUCAUUUAAACGAUAUUGAAAGGAAGAAUAUUAUGUUCUGUUUGUAGGGAAAUUGUCAAGAAAGAGGAGAAGUUUCAAAAGUCCCUAAUGGAACGAGCAAGGUUGGAAGGCGAACUCGAGACAACAAAACAUUCAAACAAGGAAGAAAAUGAAGCAUUAAAAAGUCAAAACGCAACGAUUGUAGAAGAAAGCAAGAAAGAAAAGAUGCUGCUACAGGCAGAAGUUACGAAGGAGCGGGAUAAAGUUAUUAACUUGGAGCAAGAACUUAAAUUUCUAACCGAUGAAACUCAGAGAAAGGAAAUACUCUAUAAUCAGGAACUACAGACUACGGAGGCGAGUUUGGAGGAAAUGAAAAGUAGAAAGGAGAUCGCGGAACAGGAAUUGAAGAAACUUCAUGAAUUGACCGAGGAAAGAAUUGAGGAACUGAAGAAUACCUACAAAAGCAAACUUGAAGUACUCAAACACGAACUUGAUUCUGUGCACCAUGAAAAGGUAACGAAAAACUUGCGAUAUCAUCCCAUACCUAUACUGUACCUCAGUAUCCAUUAUGUUGAGGUUGAGCCCUCUUAUUUUUGGCGAACAGGUAACUGAGGGCCAGCUUAACUGGCCACCUUUGACAAGUGCGUAUCCUUUUCUUUGCUGUACUUUGAUUGGAUAAUAAUUCUCCCGCCAUUUUUUCGACCAAUCAGAAGUAUAAGCAAAACCAAUCAUUUACUGUUCGCACCCGUUUUCCCGCGCUUUGCGUCUUCCAAUUUUGAUUGGUUAUUAAUCCUGGUUUCCAUAUCAUCGUCCGGCUUGUCUCAAUCGCCUAGACAGUCUAAAUGAUUAUUCGGGAACUUACCUAAAGAGCUGCCUCGUCCCCAGUUGCUCGCGAUCGCUUAUUUUGGGGAUAUGUAUAAUUUAGGAGAGCGGGUCGAAGGGGAUGAUGGGUAGGGAAGGAGAAGAAAAAACUUUCCCUUUUGUCCAUUUGUUCCUUUUAAUCACUCCCCGUUUGCUCUGCAAUCGCUCCCAUUAUCCCGUCGCGCUUUUCCGCGCUGGUCUUGCUUCCUUCUCAACGUUGGAAAAGCAGUUGGAGGAGGCAGCCUAAAUAGAGGCUUAAGUUCUAUCGGAUCUGCAAUCGUGUGGGUCAUACAGCAUCGUAUCAGAAUGACCUUCUUGAACGCUGGAAAACAUUUUGAGACGAUUCGGGCGACUUGUGGAUGGUCAUUAAACUUGAAAAAGUAUAUUAAUAUCGCUACUCUAGGUAAGAAAAUGUUACUCCAUUUUAAUUUUUACUAUUAUUCUUUCUCAAAGGUUGAAUUAGAGGAAGUUUAUAAUGCAUUGUGUACAAAGUCCUCUCACGAACUUGCGAUGAAAGCCCGAGAAAUUAACCAAAUGGAAAAAGAACUCUCAUUAUUGAAGGAAAUGCUGAAACAAAGGAAAGCAGAGGCCGAGAAGAUGCAGCUUUGCGCAAUUGAACUCGAGCGAGAAAAAGGUCGCUUGGCUGGAGUGUUAGCAAGUCAGAAAGCCUUACGAGAACAUGUGAUAAAGAUGGAAAGUGACAUGGCAACAAAGGAAUCAGCUCGCCUUGAGAUGGAGAGUGAAGUGGAAAGACUGAAGAAAGAAGAUGAAAUACAGAAAAAGACGGCAAGUGAACGAAUUGGAAUGCUGGAAACAACGUUGAGUAAUCUAAAGGAAGAAAGCAAAAAUGUUCGAGAUGCACUUAGAAGAGAAAGGAGAGAAAAUGCUACAUUAAGAGGUGAAUUGGAAGAGAAAGUUAAUGAACGACUGGAGUUAAUCAAAAAGUUAGGCAGCGCUGAAAAACAAGUAAAGCAACUGCAAGGAAAGAUGGAAAGGCAAAUUGAUGAAGUGAAAAGGUAUCGUACGCAACUAGAAAUCAUGAAAAGUAGCCUUACAGAACAACAGACUGAACGAGAGAAUUUGCAAAGAAAAUUGGAGGCGGUAUUAGAACAAGAAAUGGUGAAGGACAGUCAAAUUCAAAGCUUGGAGUGGGAGGUUAGUCGACGAACAAAAGAAGUGGAAUACCUAAAGGAACAGUUUCGAAUGACGGAAGAACGACAGCAGUUAGAAUUGGAAAACUUGAAAACUGCUCUUCAGGUUUCCAGAAGUGAAACAACGUCCUUGCGUUCCGACUUGUCAGAAGCAAGAAAAACCAAAUGUGCUUACCAAACAAAAACGUUUGAAUUGAAGGAUUUACUUCUCACCUCCAGGCAAGUUACGGAGUCAUUAAAACAAAAGUUAUUUGUGAAGCGGCAGGAGUUGAAUUCCUUGCUGGAUGACGUGCUUGCUGCCAGGAAUCUUCAGCAACUACAGGAGGAAGUUACUAACAGAAGAGAAGCAAUAUCCGACGAGUAUAAAGAAACAACGGACGAUACAGAUGCUGCUGGAAUAGACGAUGCAAGUUGCUUAAGGUAUGGGAAAUACAUGCUUUGAGAAUUGGGUGAUAGGGCAAGGAAGGUAGCCUGCAAAGCAGGCGUAUUUUGCUGUGCGAUCAAUUCGACUGACCGAGAGUUGGGGCAGGGUNGAAGUGAAACAACGUCCUUGCGUUCCGACUUGUCAGAAGCAAGAAAAACCAAAUGUGCUUACCAAACAAAAACGUUUGAAUUGAAGGAUUUACUUCUCACCUCCAGGCAAGUUACGGAGUCAUUAAAACAAAAGUUAUUUGUGAAGCGGCAGGAGUUGAAUUCCUUGCUGGAUGACGUGCUUGCUGCCAGGAAUCUUCAGCAACUACAGGAGGAAGUUACUAACAGAAGAGAAGCAAUAUCCGACGAGUAUAAAGAAACAACGGACGAUACAGAUGCUGCUGGAAUAGACGAUGCAAGUUGCUUAAGGUAUGGGAAAUACAUGCUUUGAGAAUUGGGUGAUAGGGCAAGGAAGGUAGCCUGCAAAGCAGGCGUAUUUUGCUGUGCGAUCAAUUCGACUGACCGAGAGUUGGGGCAGGGUAACUUUGGAUAGUGGUUGGGGACACAGUCGAUUGUGCUCACAAAUCUUGUCUUUUUCCAGGCCUGUAGCCGGUCUUCAAGAGUGCAUGUCUUCACUCAGGUGAGAUAACGGCAUUUCGUUACUAACGAUUAUUUUUCUUCUGAAUUGAACAAAUACAGUCAAACCCGGUUAAUACUGUCACUGAAGGGGUCACAAAAAGUGCCCGUAUUAUAAUAAGCGGGUUGAAUUUAGAGAAAAUGCAAGGACUUUCCUUCCCCAAGGACAAAGCAAACUGACCGUAAUAAUGAUGUAUCCGUGUUAGGCGGGUGUCCGUAAAUCGGGCUUUGACUGUAGAACGUGCAUUACGAUUGAGAUUCGCAUGUGGUGUGGACAGUAUACAAUAUGUAUGACCUACUUGAGUUGCGACGUUUAAAUCUUCUUUUCUUUUCAAUGCCAUUGUUAUUUUCAUAAUUUUGUGUUCGACAAGCAAAUGGUUUACUGCUCUGACCUUACCUUUAAAUUGGUUGGAUUUUCCAGGUCGCAAAUCAGUAAUCUACAGAAGCAAAUGAAUGAUCACACAGACUCCGUGUUAACAGCUACGACAUCCUGGAGGUAA